Aspergillus homomorphus CBS 101889 is the source of this 688-nucleotide messenger RNA. RefSeq lists its product as uncharacterized. The transcript has a single exon. The record is from RefSeq and is a predicted model, not a curated record. Lineage: Eukaryota; Fungi; Ascomycota; Eurotiomycetes; Eurotiales; Aspergillaceae. Bases 86 to 484 code for a protein of 132 amino acids.
CAUACUCCUGGAUCGUGGUGCUAGCAAUGAUUGGCAGGCGAUCACCCCGAAAUGAUCAAGUACAGAUAGAGAUGGAACUCUGUCUAUGUAUUUGAUCAUGCAAAGGACCCAAAAAAGACUGCCAUAUACCGAAAGUGGAACAUCUUUCCUGCAUCUAUCAAUUUCGUGGUGCCCUAGGAACAUCCAGGACUGUCAGCAUUGCGCAAAAAAUCUUAUUUCUUGCAAGAUUUCCCAUCAUCAUCGUUCCACGAUCAAGUCUAUGAUCAAGCGCCACAGCAGACAGGGUUAUAUGACAUCAAAGAUAGUCACUGCUUGUCAUCAAGCGCUUUCUCCCUUAAAUCAGUAUAUAUAUAGCCCUCUCGAACGCGAUAGACAUGACCAUGAGAACGUCCCGGAGCGUCUCUUUUCUAUUCAAGCGUUUAUCCAUGUCUGCCACAAUGAUACAAGCGCCUCUAUCGCCCAGCAUCGGGCAUAUGCUCACUAAACCCAUCUUUCCACCCUCCAGCCCUUCCAGAUCAACGGAGGUAACAAGAGGGUACACGCGACUAUCAGCGAUGCCAUUGGGAGGCAACGAGCAAGCAGACUACUUUUCUGAGAGAUGUGAGUCAACGCAGGACGGAGAUACAGGCCAUAUGUCUGUCUCCGACCUCAUUUCUGCGCGGAUCCGAUGCCAACGCGCCUGCCGCCG